GAUUGAGAAAAAUUUGGUUUUUGCAAAGUAUUUUGAAUCACAAAAAGAAAAAUUUAAAUUUAUGUGUUAAACAAAAUGUCGCUGCUCAGCGGUGUAAGAGUUAAUAUGUUUAACGAAAAUUUUUUAAAUGAACAAGAUCAAGACCCAAACUCAGUUCUAACAGAGUUAGAUAAAGGAUUACGCUCAGCGAAAAUUGGAGAACAAUGUGAAGCUAUAGUCCGAUUUCCAAGACUUUUUGAAAAGUAUCCGUUUCCAAUUCUCAUUAAUUCAUCAUUUCUGAAAUUGGCAGAAUUUUUUAGAAAUGGCUCAAACCUCCUCCGUUUUUGGGUUUUGAAAGUUUGUCAACAAAGUGAAAAUCAUUUAGAUAAAAUUCUUAACAUAGAUGAAUUCGUUAAGAGGAUAUUCAUGGUAAUUCACUCUAAUGAACCCGUUGGGCGUGCCUUGACAUUGCGUACAUUAGGAGCGGUAGCUCGUGUUAUUCCCGAAAAACAGCAAGUUCAUCAUUCAAUUCGACGUGCCUUAGAUAGUCAUGAUAUUGUCGAAGUUGAAGCUGCUAUAUAUGCCAGUGUCCAAUUCGCAGCACAAUCAAAGUCAUUUGCUAUAAGUAUGUGUUCCAAGAUUGGAGCAAUGAUUGAAUCUUUGAAAACCCCUAUUAGCAUGAAAUUACAAUUAAUACCAGUUUUGCAUCAUAUGCAUCAUGAUGCUAAUACGGCUUCCUUGGUAAAAACUCUUUGUUUAAAACUCUUGCCAAAAUAUCCUGCUGAGAGUUUCGUAAUAGCAAUUUUGGAUACGUUGACAAAAUUAUCUUGCAAAACUUUGAUUGAUAUCCCAGAUCAAGUCAAUUUAUUGCUGAACUAUUUCCAAGACCCACGAAAAAAAGUGCGUCAUCAAGUGUUAAGAUCAUUAAAAUCUUUAGCUAAAGAUGGAUCCACUCUUUGGCCUGAAGGUGCUCUUAAAGAUUUGAUAAGUAAAGCUAAAAAUUGCAGUGACAUGGGAAAUGAGCAGAGUCUGAUAUUGACAGUAGCACUUACUUUAACUGAGUGCUACGUGACAUGCUAUAAAUUAUUAAACGAAGAGCAAAAUUUAAUUUUGGAAUUGUGUUCUUCCUGUUUGGUCUUAGAACAUCACGCUGCAGCAAGUCAAACUAUUGGAAUUUUGACAAAUUUAAUAUCUUACUGUCAUGUAGAGGAAAUAACACCAUCACCAGUUUUCAUUAACUUAGUCAAUUUGCAUUUAGAAAGCUUGAUAUAUUCUUCUGUUGGAAACAUAAAAUAUACAAAAGAAUUACAACGGUAUUUAAAGUGUGGUGUCAAACUUUCCGAGUGCAAUCCAGAAUUCGGAGAAAAUUUUGUUAAGUUGAUUGGAGAGCUUUUAACUGACGAUGUUGCAUACAGCUCAAAACAUUCAGUACUAAUGUGUGAAACUCUUGGGGCCUUGUCAUCUCAAUUUCAACUAAAAAAGUUUGCUGUAGAUAAUAAACCUUAUCCGACUGAAUUUAUGGAGAUCGAUCAAUUGUCAACAGCUACUUCGCCCUCAGAUAUACCAGCAUCUCCAGCGUCACAAAUUCAACCUAUUACUAUGAAGAAGAGUAACCCAGUUACAGAACGACUUUCUCAAAUUUUAAAAAAACUUGAUUCAAUUUUGGAGCAUGAUAUGAAACCUGAUAAAAUACAAAUUGUUGAAAUAUUGUCAGCUGUCAUAUUGCAGUCUUUGAUUGGCGCUUUCAUGCCAAAACCAGUGUUAGACGUAUUUGAUCGCGUUGCCACAUUUACAAAUUGCUGGACCCAGUACAGAAUUGGCAGAUCUGCAUCAAGGUAUGGACAGCACUUCUUAGCUGCUAGAUUAUUUAGUCAACUUUCAACUCAUGUUUCGUUAGACAAAUUCCACUUCUUUUUGGUUUCACUCUCCCAAAUUUCAAAAGCUGAAUGCAUUUUAAAUUAUUGUUUGGAUUACGAUACAAUACAAACAAAUUAUAAUUUAUGUGACCCAAAAUUCACUAACACUCCCCUAAAGCUUUUAACUCUAACUGAACGUUUAGAUAAAUCUAUAAAUUUGUAUUGGAAAGCCUUAGCUAGUCUAAAGGCGAGCUCUUCUCCAUCACAUCCUUUAAAUUUUCAAGCUGAACUAAUAAAAUUGCGUGGACAAUUCUUGCAAUCAUUAUUUAGUGUUGUGAUUGCAAAAAAUACACAAACAAUAAUACCACCACCAGCAAUUGCUGCUACAUUGGCUCAAAAUUCAAGAGAUUAUUUGCAAAAAUAUGGGCAUGUUACAAAUCAAUUAAGAAAGUCUGUGAAAGCCUUAAAAGCGUGCGAAGAUGCAUAUUCUAAGCUGUAUAAAUCUGCAUUUGAUGCUGAUCCAGCUACGCUUGAGUUUUUGGAAAUAACUCAAUAUCAGUGUGCUAUUUUUGGACAUAUUGUUGAAACCGUUUGCUUUGUAUCACCAUCAGAAUCUCCUUUUAGCCCUUCAGAUGGCAACUAUCCAGAAACAAAAUAUCUAAUUAAGACUUGUGGUAACAUGGAAACUAUGUCUAAAAAUUUACCUGAAGAACCAAAUAUGAAAACUAUAACAAAUAGACAUAUGGAAGUAAUAGUGAAUGAAAUUGAAAUAAUAACAAAGUCACCGAUUUGUAUGCCUAGAUUUUUCUUUCAAGUUUUGCAAAGCACAAGUAUCAAGUUGUCUAUCAGUCCAUUACCCCGGGUUGCUGGUGAACCUGUUAUUGUUCAGCCUGGCAGUAAUUUGGUAGUGAAGGUUGAAGGAGUAAUUCAACAUUAUGGGAAAUCGCCAUGUUUAUACAGAUCUGUUGAGUCAGUGCAACUAACUAUUACUUCGCAAUUGGUUACACAAAGAACAAAUAACGAAACAAAACAAUCAAAUGAUAUAACGACUUUAUCUCAAAUAGUUAAACCGCAUCGUGAUUUUUUGUCUGGUAAUUUUUUAUUACCACUUAAUAAUAUUCAAAUAUCUCCAAUGGGUGUACCUAUAUCAAUGGGGGGACAGUGGCAAGUUGUGUUAGAAACAUUUGUUAUUGAUGAAGAUGGUACUACUUGGUGCACAGGACCAAAAAGCACACUUGUAGUUCGCGUUCCUGAUGAUCCUAAUAAACAAAAUGCAGCUACAUCUAGCGGUCAAACAAGACGAUUCUAAAACCUUUGCAUUACAUACAUACUAUUUAAUUUUAUAAUAAGUACAUUUUUAGAAAAAUUAUUAAUUAAACACAUUUUACGUUAACUAAUUUUGACAUGUGUAUUUAGUAUUACAGCCACUUAGAAAAAUUUCAAUUUAGCAUAUAACCAUAUCCUGAUAUCUUAAAUAUUAUAUUUUUCUAUACUUUUUCUUAAAAAUAUUUAGAUUUGCUUUAGAAUAAAUUUGCAAUUUUCUUAAAAAAAGUAUUUGGUAUAAAUGAUAGCAAACACCAACUUUUUAACAGUUGAAGUUUCCAUACAAAAUCAAAAGCGCAAAAAUUUAGUAACUCAGAUAAUCAAUCAGAAAU
Messenger RNA from Condylostylus longicornis, 3490 nucleotides. It is a transcript of the gene INTS7, whose product is annotated as integrator complex subunit 7. Gene Ontology annotation, cellular component: integrator complex. The record is from RefSeq and is a predicted model, not a curated record. The transcript is spliced from 9 exons. NCBI's taxonomy places the organism in Eukaryota, Metazoa, Arthropoda, Insecta, Diptera, Dolichopodidae. The coding region runs from base 76 to 3144 and encodes 1022 amino acids. Gene Ontology annotation, biological process: snRNA 3'-end processing.